AGAGCAAGAGGACAGCUCUUCAUCAUGAAGUCCAUCUUCUCACUGCUCUUCUGGCUAUUGCUGGUGUCCCGUGGAUCUUCAGCGGUAAUCACAGGGGCCUGUGAGAAGGACUCUCAGUGUGGAGGCGGGAUGUGUUGUGCAGUCAGUCUGUGGAUCCGGAGUCUGCGUAUGUGCACACCCAUGGGACAGGAAGGAGAGGACUGCCAUCCGAUGAGCCACAAGAUACCCUUUUUUGGAAAAAGACUACAUCAUACUUGUCCUUGUUUACCCAACCUGGCGUGCAUCAACAUAGAGGAGGGGAGAUUCAAAUGUCUCUCACCAUACAAGUAUCAAGAGAACUACCUCUGAAGAUCAGGCCCUCAUUCGGGCUUAUUUUUUAUUAUUUAUUUUUGUUUUAUUUGAAGAGAAAUUGUUAAUAUUGCACUUUUUUUAUUUGUUCAAGAAAAAACCCUUGAACUCAGAUUGUGAUGGCCCCCUUAAAUUUCCCCUUGAGUAGCU
Messenger RNA from Myripristis murdjan (pinecone soldierfish), 498 nucleotides. RefSeq names its product prokineticin 2 (gene prok2). The record is from RefSeq and is a predicted model, not a curated record. The transcript has 3 exons. NCBI's taxonomy places the organism in Eukaryota, Metazoa, Chordata, Actinopteri, Holocentriformes, Holocentridae. Bases 25 to 348 code for a protein of 107 amino acids. Gene Ontology annotation, biological process: endothelial cell proliferation.